Messenger RNA from Drosophila innubila, 6285 nucleotides. It is a transcript of the gene gw, whose product is annotated as protein Gawky. The record is from RefSeq and is a predicted model, not a curated record. Gene Ontology annotation, biological process: miRNA-mediated gene silencing by inhibition of translation; positive regulation of nuclear-transcribed mRNA poly(A) tail shortening. NCBI's taxonomy places the organism in Eukaryota, Metazoa, Arthropoda, Insecta, Diptera, Drosophilidae. Bases 437 to 4867 code for a protein of 1476 amino acids. Gene Ontology annotation, cellular component: P-body; nucleoplasm. Gene Ontology annotation, molecular function: nucleic acid binding; protein binding. The transcript is spliced from 10 exons.
GGUGGCAACACUGCGAAAGCAGCCAUUUAUACAGUAGUAAUUGUCCCGUCCCGUUGAACGUGUGGUUUUAUACAUUUUCACAUUAAGAAAAUAAUUUGGUUUUAAUAAAAGCUUAGCGUUUCUCGUAACGUUAGCUAAAAACGAAAUCAAUUUUUAGUGUGAAUCAGACGUCAACAACAGCAACAACAACAACAACAACAAAAAAAAAAUAAUAAUCAAGUAUCAUCGAGAAAAGAGACAGAAGAAGUGUUUAACCAUUGAAAACAAGAUUCUUACCAAAAGCCGUAAAAGUUCAUUUAGUGACAAUGACGAUGGCGGCAAAAUUGAUGCAUUAUUAGUCGGGAUUGGGAUUGAGAUUGGUAAUGGGAAUGUUGUUGAACCAGCAUCAUCAUCUUCAACAAGUGCAGCUAAACAUCAAUUGGAAAAAUUGAACACGAUGCGCGAAGCGCUUUUCUCUCAGGAUGGCUGGGGAUGCCAACAUGUUAACCAGGACACCAAUUGGGAGGUGCCCAGCUCACCGGAGCCGGCUAAUAAGGAUCAAACGGGUCCGCCAAUGUGGAAACCCAAUGUCAAUAAUGGCACCGACCUCUGGGAAUCGAAUUUACGAAACGGUGGCCAACCACCUGCCCAACAAGUGCCAAAGCCGUCUUGGGGUCAUACACCAUCCUCAAAUCUAGGUGGCACCUGGGGAGAGGACGAUGAUGGUGCUGACAGCACCAGUGUGUGGACGGGUCAAUCGGGCAACUCCGGAGCCGGAGCAGCCGGUUCAUCCGGUGUCGGUGUCGGUGUUAAUCCCACCAACGUUGGAGCCGGCGGAGGCGUUACCUCCACGGGAGGUCCUCAAUGGGGACAAGGCGUUGUUGGAGUUGGAGUCGGAGUCGGUGUCGGAGGAGUUGGAUUGGGAUCGACUGGUAAUAACAGCAACGCUGCAGCUGGAACCUUACCUGUUGUCGCUCCGGGAUCUUUAGGUGGAAGUGGUGGAAACAACAUGGCUGCACCGGGAAGUGUUGGAGGAGCCGGCAGUGUUGGGAAUACUGGCAAUGGAUGGGGAGAUCCUCGAGAGAUCCGUCCGUUGGCGGGCGGUGGAGUCGGAGGCGGUGGUCAAAUGGACAUACGCAAUGUGGAUCCGCGUGAUUCGAUCGCAAUGCGUGGUGUUGGUGCGCCAGGAUCAGGAGAUCCACGUGAAUUGCGCAUGAUAGAUCCACGGGAUCCAAUUCGUGGCGAUCCACGCGGCAUAUCGGGUCGACUGAACGGCACAUCCGAAAUGUGGGGACAUCAUCCACCCAUUGCCCACAAUCAGAUUCAAAAUAUUAACAAAAUGGUUGGACCUGGUGUUGUUGGUGCCGCUGGCACAAAUGUGACAAGCUCAAACAUUGGACCAGGCGGAGUCGGAGUCGGAGUUACUGGUAAUAUUGGCAAUCAGUGGGGAGCACCACAAGCGGUCGGUGUGGUCGGCGGUGGUCCCAAGGAUCUAUCGAAGCAAAUAACUGGAUGGGAGGAACCAUCACCACCACCACAACGACGUAACAUACCCAAUUAUGAUGAUGGCACCUCACUUUGGGGUCAACAGGCGCGCGUUCCAGGGGGAGGCGGUGGCGGAGGAGUCGGUGGCAAUGCUCACUGGAAGGACAUGACAGAUUCAAUGAGUCGCAGCCAUUUAAUGCGGGCACAGAAUCCAAGUGGCGGCGGUAAUGUUCCAGUUGGUGGUGCUGGCAAUCCCAAUAAUCAAAUGUCUGGCGUCGUUGGUGGUCCCCAGACUCGUCUAACCAAUUCCUUGGGUCCCAGUGGCGUUGUUGGUGGUCAACAUGGUAAACCCGAUGCGGCUGCCAUGUGGGUGCAUCCAAAUAACAACAGAAAUACGGCUGUCGGCUCUUGGGGAGAUGAUGGUCACAAUGUUGCUGGUGUAUCCGUGUCCGGCAACAAUUGGGUUGAUGAUAAAUCAAAUACUGGACUUGGACAGAUUGGCGCCAACUCAAACUCAUGGAACGAUUCACCAUCUGGUGGAGCCGGUGGCUGGGGUAAACCAAAUAAACUGUCAUCAGCAAAUCCAUCUGGUUCCGGUUGGAGCAAUGCUAAUUCCACUGGUGGUAAUGUGGAUGCCGGUGAUCUAUCAUCGGACUGGCCUCAUGGCGGUGGCAUCAUCUCAGCCAAAUCACAGCAGCAACAGCAGCAGCAACAACAACAGCAACAACAACAACAACAACAAAAACUAGCCGGCAUCAAUGUGGGCGUCCUUAAUACGGAUAUGGUUAAGCAAAGCAAACAAUAUCGCAUUCUCGUUGAGAACGGAUUCAAAAAGGAUGACGUGGAAAGGGCAUUACUGAGUGCCAACAUGAAUAUCGAGGAGGCUGCCGAAAUGCUGCGAGCCAAUGCCAAUUCAUCCUUGGCCAUGGACGGCUGGCGUCGUCACGAAGAAGUCCUUGGUUCCUACGCUGAUCAUUCGAACUCCACAAACAGUGGAUUCCCACAACGCUAUCCGGUUGGCAACGCACAACCUUCAAUGUCAUUCCCUCCGAAUAACGUAAUGACCAAUAUGAGCGGCACGGCCGUCACUGGCAGCAAUAAUCCGAAUAUGGCAGCAUUGCAAGUUCAAAAAUAUUUGGGUCAAGGAGGACCUCACAACGUUGCAGUCGGAGGCGGAGUAGGAGUAGGAGGAGUCGGUGUCGGUGUCGGAGUAGGAGUAGGAGGAGGAGGACCACAGUCGGUGAAUGCGAAUGCAUCAGUUGCAUUCUCACAAAAUGCAUUGAAUGCUGCGCCAGCGGUUAAUAUCGCAUCCAAUGUCAAUAAUCAACCAUCUGGUCAGCAUAUUCGAAUGCUCGGACAGCAAAUUCAAUUGGCAAUACAUAGUGGUUUUAUAUCCAGUCAGAUAUUGACACAGCCUUUAACGCAAACAACUUUAAAUCUAUUGAAUCAACUACUUAGCAAUAUAAAGCAUCUUCAAGCAGCCCAGCAAUCUCAUUCUCGUGGCAGCAAUGCUAAUCCAAUGGCUGUUAAUGUUGCUAUUGCGAAAUAUAAACAACAAAUUCAGACUUUACAAAACCAAAUAAAUGCACAACAGGCUGUCUAUUUAAAGCAACAGAAUUUACAACAAAAUUCGCAACAACAACAGCAACAACAACAGCAGCAGCAACAACAACAACAACACUCAACUGGACAUUUAAAUAACUCGGGAAAUGACUAUAUGAGAAAUCACGAUGCAAUAGCUACACUCCAAGGCAAUUUUUCAGAGCUCAAUCUUAAUAAGCAAAGUGGAUAUCAGGGUGCGCCCAAUCAGCAAUCCCGCCUAAAUCAAUGGAAGCUUCCAGUAUUAGAAAAGGACAGCAUGACUACAGAUAGCACGGACUUUUCGCGUGCUCCAGGUGCAACAAAGCAAAAUUUAUCAAGCAACUCAAACAACAUGGGUCCCUUGGGUUUACAAAACGAUGGAACUUGGUCCACUGGACGUAGUAUUGGUGACGGUUGGCCCGAUACAUCAAACGAUAAUGAGAACAAAGACUGGUCAGUUGCUUCAACAGCAGCUGCUUAUACCGAUUUGGUGCAGGAGUUUGAGCCAGGAAAGCCAUGGAAGGGUUCUCAGAUCAAAAGUAUUGAAGAUGAUCCCAGCAUAACACCUGGCAGCGUUGCUAGAUCUCCAUUGUCCAUUAAUCCGACGCCAAAAGAUGCUGAUAUUUUUGCCAAUACCGGCAAGAGCUCUCCGACUGAUUUGCCGCCACUAAGUUUAUCGUCGUCAACGUGGAGUUUUAAUCCAAACCAAAAUUUCCCUAGUUGGUCAGACAACACUCAACAAUGUGCCACCUCAGAACUCUGGACCAGUCCUCUAAAUAAAAGCUCAUCUCGAGGACCGCCACCCGGUUUAAGCAGUAACAAAUCUGGCGGUGUCACAGCCACAACACCAUCAUCCUCUGUUGCUGGUGGCAGCUCCAAUGGCUGGCUACCUAAUCGAGGUGUUCCCAACACAAGCACAACUUGGAGUGGAGCUAACGCUUCUUGGAGCUCCAGCUGGUUACUUCUAAAGAAUCUUAAUGCUCAGAUUGAUGGACCUACACUACGUACCUUGUGUAUGCAGCAUGGACCCCUUGUUAGUUUUCAUCAAUAUUUAAACCAAGGAAUUGCCUUAUGUAAAUACACAACGCGGGAGGAGGCUAACAAAGCACAAAUGGCUUUAAAUAACUGUGUACUCGGCAAUACGACUAUAUUUGCUGAAUCGCCCAGCGAGAAUGAGGUGCAGAAUAUAUUGCAGCAUUUGCCACAGCAGCAGCAGCAGGCUCCGUCCUCAGUGAACUCUGCAAUUUCAUCCAAUGGCAGUGCAGGAGGCGGAGGUGGAGCAGGAGGUGCUGGUGGCGGCGGCAACGGCAGCGGCAACAACAGCAACAGCACCAACAUCAGCAAUGCAACGAGCAAUGCAACAAGUAGCAGCAAUGCCAAUGGCAAUGCCAACAACAUUGCCAACAGUAAUGGAUCCAAUAAUGCUGGUGGAGGAGGAGGAGGAGGAGCUAGCGGAGGAGCCAUUUCAACAGCCGUUUCAGUUGGCAACAAUGCAGCAGUUGGCGGCGGCGGCGGCGGCGGCAGCAGCAGCAGCAGUAGCAGCAAUAAUAGCAAUGUUAAUGGUGCUGUUACAAGCGUGAACAGCGGCGUUCAUAAUGCGGUCAAGAAUGCAUCUGUUGGCAGUAACAUAACAAUGACAGGUGGUCCAGGUGGUGGACAGGCCAAUGUAUCUAAUGUUUCUACUGUUGCCGCUGGCAACAAUUCAACUUGGCGACAGACUCAAACUCAAAAUCAAGCUCUACAGGGCCAAAAUAGACCAGCCGGUAGAGAAGCUGACUACGAUUAUAUAUCUCAAUUUGUUUGUUCCAUUGUUGAUGAUUAGUGUGAAGAUCUUAAUGAUAAGAACGAUUAUGAUGAUGAUGAUAAUGGGAUAUGUGACACACACACACAUUCACAUACUCACCAACCACCAGAAACUAGAUUCAAAUGAUUGAUUCAGUAUGGAGCGCAUGAAACCAUGUUAUGAUCAAGUAUAUAAAGUGGAUCGACUGAUUAACGAAUGGACUUAGAAUUUUGUAUGCCUGUAGAUUUAUUUUUCCUUUUAACGUUCAUAGAAUUUAGGGCCUGUAUAUGUAAGAAAAAGCAAAAGCGAUAUACACCGGAAAUAAUUUCAUACUUAACAUACAUACCUUACCAAUUUAUAAACUACGUAUCCAUAGCAUACAAAAACAAACAAACAACACCAGCAACAAUAAGAGGUUCGGUCUACAAUUUAAUAAUUUCCCUCAUUAUUCUUACACUUGACAAAAAUAUCAGCAUAUACUUGGAAUAUGUACGAAUUACAAAUUACGUCUGAACAGACGUGUCGCACACACACACACAAUCAGUUAACAACCUUUAAUUUUUGAUUACGCUACUUUUUUUGUAUUUCCAAUAACGGAUAUGAAAACAACAAAAAUUUACCUGUGUUAUAUACAUAAUAGGAAGUUAUAAUCAAUUACGGUUUUGCUUUCACUAAAGCAUUCCCACCGAAAACAAUUCGGUUAAACAUAACAAUACAUAAUUAGCUCACAAUAAAAAUACCAAUGAAGUUAAUUAGAAAAUCAAUCGCCUUUAAAUAUAUACAUAUGUACUAUUUGGAAACCUAUAGUGGUAAAAGAUAUAAUGGGGAAAAGAAUGAUAAGGUUACAACUUCGAUGUGUCGCAUUCUCUUCAUAACGCAGGUAUUCUGUUAAUUGUAAAAAAAACUAAUGUUUAAAUAAAACAUAAUGAGCAACUCAUUAACUGAAUGAAUAUAAACACGAAUAUUAUAUUAAAAUAAAACCAACAACAAUAUGAUCCAAGAAAGAGAACAACAAAAUUAAAACCGUACAUAUUAAACCGAGCUGCAUAUACAAACGAGUAUAUCAAGGCGUCAAACUGAUCCUUAACGGAAUCCUGCAGAGUUCUUUCGGCUCUGGGUUUUUAGGGUGCCUUGAAACGCAACAUGGACCGAACCUUUUAAGCCUGAACCCGGUUUGUAUUCGCUCGUAUACUUUAGCACAACGGUUCGGCUCACAACUAAUAACAAAUGUUUGGCAACUUUUCAUUGUAUUUCAAUUAAAAUGAAUUCUUAAUUGUUAAACACAAAAAUCGUAAAAAAAAAUGUAAAUUAAAAAAAAAAAUACAAAAUCCAGCUACAGAUACAACGUUUGUUACUAUUACAGUAAAUCAAGAUUCCAAUCGGUCCGAAAAUCGAAAUAAUUGUUCCUCUUCAGGUUCGCAGUGACAAUUGAUUUGAAUGUGGCCAAGAAAAGCUAA